Parnassius mnemosyne (clouded apollo) is the source of this 342-nucleotide messenger RNA. The record is from the annotation of a GenBank genome assembly. Lineage: Eukaryota; Metazoa; Arthropoda; Insecta; Lepidoptera; Papilionidae.
AUGGAUUACAAGAUUUUUUUAGCACUUUGUGCGAUACUGACUAUUGUAAAUUGCAAAAGUGUGAUAGUUGGACAAAUAUAUGAUCAUAGCGGGAUUGUUAGAAAGGUGUACGAUCAAUACGUAGAAUCGUCCGGCAUUCCAUUCAUAAAGAGAGAGCAAGAAGUGUACUUCGAGUAUCCAGUAGGAGAUCAAAGGAUAAAAGGUAUUGCGAUAAAAGAUAUGGAAAAUGGUCUCGCCGAACCUUCUAUAACAAGAGGCGGUCUGGGAUUCAAUUUUGUCAACAUCAAAUUGAAAAGCGAACGAGGCUCUGGAUACAAGUUUUUAAUAGAAAUUUAUGCGUAA